GUGACCCGGAUGAUGGCGGCCGGCGCGGCCCUAACCCUGGCCUUGUGGCUACUCCUGCUGCCAAUGGGGAUGGGAUGGGCGGGCCCCCCGCCGAUCCAGGACGGCGAGUUCACGUUCCUGUUGCCCGCGGGGAGGAAGCAGUGUUUCUACCAGUCUGCACCGGCGAACGCAAGCCUCGAGACCGAGUACCAGGUGAUCGGUGGUGCCGGGCUGGACGUGGACUUCUCCCUAGAGAGCCCUCAGGGUGUGCUGCUGGUCAGUGAGUCCCGCAAGGCGGAUGGGGUGCACACGGUGGAGCCCACGGAGGCCGGGGACUACAGGCUGUGCUUCGACAACUCCUUCAGCACCAUCUCGGACAAGCUCGUGUUCUUCGAACUCAUCUUCGACAGUCUGCAGGACGAUGAGGAAGGCGAGGGCUGGGCAGAGGCCCUGGGCUGGGCGGAGGCCGCAGAGCCGGAGGAGAUGCUGGACGUCAAGAUGGAGGACAUCAAGGAGUCCAUCGAGACCAUGAGGACCCGGUUGGAGCGCAGCAUCCAGGUGCUGACACUGCUGCGGGCCUUUGAGGCGCGAGACCGCAACCUGCAGGAGGGCAACCUGGAGCGAGUCAACUUCUGGUCCGCCGUCAACAUGGCGGUGCUGCUGCUGGUGGGCGUGCUACAGGUCUGCACGCUCAAGCGCUUCUUCCAGGACAAGCGCCCUGUGCCCACGUAGCCCCCGCCUGGGGCAGAGACCAGGGGACUGGAGAGCAGAGGGGCGUGUCUGUGAGAUCUGGGGGGGCCCUUCUCCAGCUUCCUUUCAGAGCAGGGUGGGGAGUGCCUCAAGGCUGAUGAGGCCCAGGGGCUGCUCCUGUCGCCCUGGAAACCAUGCAUGGUGAUUGGACAUUGCAGUGUUCGAACUUUCCGGUCAAUGUGCCUUAGCCAGAGCCCCCAGGGCCUGCUCCAUGCUGCUGAAGUGCCCGGCAGGGCCCAGGACGCUGGCUUUCACCGCUUCCUCUCCUGCCAGAGCCUCCGAGCCAGCUCCUGAGAAGAGUGGCCUGUGGCUGGGGUUCCCGGCCUGCCUUCCUGUUCUCUCAUUAGGGAUGGGUGCCAGGAGCCGGAAGGAAAUGCGGUGUUCUUACCCAUAAGGUCACUUUAUUAGGCACCAGGGGUCCCACCCCCGAACCCCUUAAGAGUGGCAGGGGGUGGGGCUCAGUAACAGUUCUGGAGG
Messenger RNA from Echinops telfairi (small Madagascar hedgehog), 1206 nucleotides. It is a transcript of the gene TMED1, whose product is annotated as transmembrane p24 trafficking protein 1. Gene Ontology annotation, cellular component: COPII-coated ER to Golgi transport vesicle; Golgi apparatus; endoplasmic reticulum-Golgi intermediate compartment. Gene Ontology annotation, biological process: intracellular protein transport; Golgi organization; endoplasmic reticulum to Golgi vesicle-mediated transport. The record is from RefSeq and is a predicted model, not a curated record. Lineage: Eukaryota; Metazoa; Chordata; Mammalia; Afrosoricida; Tenrecidae. Bases 10 to 711 code for a protein of 233 amino acids. The transcript is spliced from 4 exons.